ACACUGUUUAUAUUUUAAAGUUCAUGUCCGUGUGGACAUGUGUCGACAUGCUCAGAAGCUGUCAUCUGUAUAUUGUCAUGGUGUAUGCGAAAGGAUAAUACAAUAAUUACAAGGGGCAAAUGCUGUCAUGUGACAGAAAGAGAAAAAGAUCACACACCUUUUCUACUACGUCUGUGUGUCUGUCUUAGCCCACCUCAAGAAAACUACAGUUGGCUACAGUACAAACACGACUGACAAGCAUCAGAGAGAGAAUGAGGAAGGAGGCGAAGAAGAAUUCAGCAAAGUAAGUGAGGCUUUUCAAAGGAGCAGAUGCAGACGAUGCUUUGCUGCCGAGAAGGAAUCGCAAUAAACAAACUUCACAAAAGCAAUGGCUUCCCCUUUUCCUCCGAACACCUCUUUAAGUCCCUCCUCGUCCUCUGACCUCCACUGUCCUCUUCUACAGACAAUGAUCUCUCACACCCUGAACAACGACACUCGCGUGAACCUGGCGGUGGUUUCCGUGCACGGUGUGGUGUCAUGUUUGGGGAUCCUAGAAAACGGACUGGUGCUGUGGGCACUCGGCUGCCGUCUCCGUCGCAAGACCGUUGCAGCGGUGUGGGUUUUGAAUUUAGCACUGUCAGACUUCCUUACUACACUAACUCUGCCACUUUUCACUUAUUACCUACUAAUGGGCCACAGCUGGGAGCUGGGAGGCCUACUAUGUUCCGCCCAGUCCUCCAUAUUUUUCAUCAACAUGUUUGUUUCUGCUUUUCUACUGGCUGUGAUAUCGUUGGAUCGCUGCUUGUUAGUGGCCAAACCGGUGUGGACUCAGAACCGGCGCACUGUGUCGGCAGCAUGGAAGAUUUGCGGACUGGGAUGGGCAUGGGCAGCACUGAACGCGUUUCCGUAUUUCAUGUUUCGUUCUGUUGUGGAGAAACAAGAUGGCCGAAAACUCUGCUACCAUAAUUUUGCAUUGUAUUCUUCCCCGAGCUCACUGCAUCAUGACUGUAAGGUGCGGCAGGCAGCAACUGCUGUGUCCAAGGCGUCGUUGGCAUUCGUCGUGCCCCUAGUGGUCAUCGCCAUCAGUUACACAUCUUUUGCCGUACUACUGCGAGCUCGCAGAAAGAGGCUGGAGAAGAGACGCCUAGAUAUGACCAAACGCAAAGAGAGUAAAUCGAGUAUUUUCGGCAGCCUGUCCACUGCUUCCUCAUCGGUCAGAAAUGCCGCUCAACUCUCGCCAGGUUUCACAAAAAUGGUUGUGUCUGUGGUUUUAACAUUCUUUAUCUGCUGGGUACCGUACCAUGUUUUCUGUUUGCUUGAGGUUGUAGCUCAGUACAGACCACACACGGUGGAGUUGGUGGAGGUGUAUUUACCUUUGGCAACAACAUUUGCCUUUUUGAACUCUGUGUUGAACCCGAUCAUUUAUGCUUUUAGCUGUCCAAGCUUCUGUAUGCGAAUCCGACAGAGUCUGGGGGCUCUGUUUGAGGGACUGGUAGAGGAAACAGGACCAAUAAUGUCGGCCUCAGGGAGGAUCAGGCGAAAAAUAACAUUUUCUCCAACUUCUCCAAGCACACCCACCAGCCCCAGUGUCCUACGAAUCCAGCAAGACUCCAAGGACUCCACCAACCUCCUUGCCUUUAAAAGGUCUUCCUUAAAAGAUGGAGAGGGGGAGGAUAAAAUUUGACUGUGAUGUAGAUAUUUAGAAAGGAAAAAGAAAGGAAAGUCCCCAUCAUUGGAUGGUUAUAUAAGCCGUUUCUUUCUCUCUCCUUUGCUUUGGUCUGCUGGGUAAAAAGCCACAGUGAUGCUGGAUUACCUCUGAGGUUGAUGUGAUUUUGAGAAUAUUAAAGGGAGCGUGUCCUUGCAAAAAACAAUGUACUAAAAAACAAAAAUCCCUCAAUCACAGACAAGACAACAUGGCCCAUAUUCCUGUCUCGGCUCGCUCACGGUGCUGAGAUUAACCCCCGAACACACAUCCGUAUAUACAACAUCACUGCUCAGAUUAAUCUAAUCCUGACCACACGUACACAUAUAACAUUAUUAAAACCAUUUGUAUCUUAAAAGGUGUAAAAAAUCACUGACUGGUAUUUGUCUAGGCCUUAAACACUGUACUCAUUAAUUUAGUCUUAAAUUUGUUUUUGUAUUUUUUUUAAUUCUGCAACAUACUGUAUGAUACAGCAGUAAAACCUUGUUUUACCUUAUUUAAAAAGGAAGUACACAGUAAAAAGCGAAAGUUGGAUCUACUUAAACAAAUUACUUUAAUUGGUAACACUUAAAAAUACAUUUUAAGUUAAAAAAAUAUUACCAAUUGAAUUCAUUUUUAUGUAAAACCUACUUUUACCUUUUACAAUGUAAGAAAGCGAACAGAGCUGAUUGCAAUAAGAUGAUUUCAAUCUUUCAUUGUAAAUAUAUUGUAAGCAAGAAAAAUUCGCAUUUUAUACACAGUAUUAUUUUAAAUUAUAUUAUCAGAUUAACAAUUCAUGUGAAUUUCAAAGCAUCAUACCAUGCGUUUCAUAUCCCCAUACUUUGGUAAACCCAUUGCUUGCAGUGGAGCACGAAUGUAGGCAAAUCCUAAUGAUCUAUGUUGUCCCAAAAUGAUAUGAGAAGACAUUCCAGAUUUUUACCAUUGUCUCUGGAUUUUACAGUAUACAGGGCAAAACUCCCACAACUGUGUGCUUAGUGUGAAAGUUGUCCCAGUUUUUGUCUGCGGCUAGAAAGAGUUCAUGUGAGAGAAUACAGCAGAAAUUGGUGAACAGACGGAGCAGUUUGUGUUUAAAGCUAUAAAAAAUGAGCUCUGUGCUUUAAUUGUACAAAACAGAUGCUUUCUGUGGUAUUAAAACCUUGCGUGUGCGUCACUAGCUUGUAUCAACAUACUGUAAAUAGAAACCAAAUGGUGAAGAAACAUGUUUGAUAGGCAAUAAAUUAUCAUAUCAGUAAAACAUUGUAAAAAGUGAAGCUAGUAAAACAUUUUUUCAAUUGGAAACACUUAAAAAAUGUGAGUUUUAUCAACUUAAAAAACUUGCAUAUACAUAUCGACAUAAUAGGUCUCAAGAUCAGAAUAAAACAUAAGA
Molecule: messenger RNA, 3047 nt
Organism: Misgurnus anguillicaudatus (oriental weatherfish)
Lineage: Eukaryota; Metazoa; Chordata; Actinopteri; Cypriniformes; Cobitidae
Product: prostaglandin D2 receptor 2
Biological process (GO): inflammatory response; phospholipase C-activating G protein-coupled receptor signaling pathway; positive regulation of cytosolic calcium ion concentration
Cellular component (GO): plasma membrane
Molecular function (GO): G protein-coupled receptor activity; complement receptor activity
Source: RefSeq, a predicted model, not a curated record